Vicia faba (fava bean) is the source of this 1368-nucleotide messenger RNA. The record is from the annotation of a GenBank genome assembly. Lineage: Eukaryota; Viridiplantae; Streptophyta; Magnoliopsida; Fabales; Fabaceae.
AUGGAAUUUUAUGGAAAGAGAACACUCCUCACCUUAAUGGACAAAGAAAAACCAGAACAACCAGAAUCCCCCAACAUUCACCUUCGUCUCCAAAUCCAAACUCACAGAGAAACAAAUGAACAAGACCUUCAGUUUAGUCCACCAAGACCUUCUAUCUUCCCACAAUCACCAUGGACACUCUCUCAUCUUCCAUCUCCUCCCCCUUCAUUGCUCUACCAUUGCAUCGCCUCCCUCCAUCGCCACGAAGGAAACAUCUACUCCAUUGCAGCUUCGAAAGGCUUCAUCUUUACCGGAUCCAACAGUAGUCGAAUUCGUGUUUGGAAGCAGCCAGAUUGCAUGGACAAAGGCUACCUCAAAUCAAACUCCGGCGAGGUUCGCGCCAUUUUAGCUUAUAACAACAUGGUUUUCACCACACACAAAGAUCACAAAAUCAGAAUAUGGAACUUCAGUGUUUCAGAAAGCUUCAAAUCCAAGAAAGUAGCUACUCUUCCAAAGAGAAAAAACAACUCUCUUCUAAACUUCAACCGAACAAAAAACAACAACAAUGCUCACAAUUACAAACACAAAGAAACCAUUUCUUGCAUGGCUUAUUACCAUUCAGAAGGGUUGUUAUACACUGGCUCUCAUGACAGAACUGUAAAAGCUUGGAGAAUCUUUGAUGGAAAAUGCAUUGAUUCAUUUCUAGCACAUGGAGAUCAUGUAAAUGCUGUAUUGGUGAACCAAGACGAUGGUUGUGUUUUCACAUGUUCUUCUGAUGGAUCAGUGAAAAUAUGGAGAAGGGUAUACACAGAAAACUCACACACAUUAACAAUGACACUAAAGUUUCAGGCUUCACCAGUGAACACACUAGCACUGAGUUCAUCCUUCAACCAUUGUUUUCUGUAUUCAGGAACUUCAGAUGGAAUGAUAAAUUUCUGGGAGAAGGAGAGGUUGUGUUAUAGGUUCAACCAUGGAGGGUUUCUGCAGGGUCAUAGAUUUGCAGUACUUUGUGUUGUGACAGUAGGGAACAACAUGGUGUUUAGUGGCUCGGAGGAUACGACGAUACGGGUUUGGAGAAGAGAAGAAGGGAGUUGUUAUCAUGAAUGUUUGGCUGUUUUGGAUGGACAUAGAGGACCUGUGAGGUGUUUGGCUGCUUGUCUUGAGAUGGAAAAGGUUGUUGUUGGGUUUUUGGUUUAUAGUGGGAGUUUGGAUAUGACCUUUAAGGUUUGGAGGAUUAAGGUUUUUUGUGAGGAUGAGAAUGUGUAUUUGGAUGUUGUUGGUGAAAAGUGUGAUGGGAGAGUGAAGAAGAUUAGGGAGUAUGAUAUGAGUCCUGUUUUGUCACCUUCUUGGGUUGAGAAGAAACUUCAAGGUAGUAGUCCUUUUCAGUAA